UCGACAAUGUCAACAACACUACCGUCAUCAAUAUAUUUGUUUCUUUAAGGAGUUCAAAUUGAUCAGGUACCAUUUUCUCCCCAAUGAAGUUACGCUAUUUUUCUACUCUCGGAAUGUAGAUUCCGUCUUGUCCCACAGCUUCCCCAAUCCCAUUUCCUAACUGACGUUACCGGCUCACUAUUAAACGCCUUUCCUGAAUAAAGCCCUCACAUUUUGCAUCCUCCGAGUCAUCUAACGCUUCAGCUGGGGCCAUGGAAGGUUUGUAAAUCCCCAAACCCCAGCGACCUUCAUUCCUACACAUCACAGCGCCGUUAAGGACGAGGCCGGAGGCCCCGCAGAUCGAUAUCGGACGGAAGGUCACUGAGCGAAUGGCCAUGUUGUGCGGCAGCGGCAGCUGCAGCUGCAGCCAAUCAGCGGUGAGCUGUGCGGCAGCUGUCGCUCGCCGCCCGCCCGCCCGCCUCCAUGAUGUACGGCAGUCGCCGCCGUUGACAACACUGCGCCCUCACCUGGGAAACGAAGGAUCCUUGAUCAAACAUGGCGAGGUUAAGUGAGCAUGGGAUUCGCCUCAGUGCGAUGAGCCCUACCUACUUACACACAAACUCGACCAGCCACACCUGGCCUUUCAGCGCAAUCGCCGAGCUCGUAGAUAAUGCAUGUGAUCCAGGAGUGUGUGCCAAACAAAUGUGGAUUGACGUGACUGAAAUUAAAAAUGAGCUGUGCCUGAUCUUCACUGAUAAUGGGAAUGGAAUGACUCCAAUUAAACUACACAAAAUGUUGAGCUUUGGCUUUACCAAUAAAACUGGGAAUAAAAACCACUUGCCAAUAGGAGUGUAUGGAAAUGGGUUUAAGUCUGGCUCCAUGAGGCUAGGGAAGGAUGCUAUGGUCUUCACCAAGAAUGGAGGAGCUUUAAGUGUGGGCCUCUUAUCGCAGACGUACCUGGAGCAGAUUAAUGCACAAGCUAUAAUCAUCCCCAUUGUGCCUUUCAACCAACACAAUAAGAACCUCAUAGUUACUGAAGAUUCGGUGCCAAGUCUGGAGGCUAUUUUAAAAUAUUCAGUUUUCAAAUCCCAGGAGGAACUGCUGGCAGAAUUUGAUACAAUUGCUGGCAAGAAAGGAACCCGGAUUAUUAUUUGGAAUAUCAGAAGAAACAAGGAUGGAAAACCUGAGCUGGAUUUCGAAACAGAUCAGUAUGAUAUAAGGAUCCCAGAUAUCAAUUGUGAGGAGAGUGCAGGAAAGAAGAAAAGCUACAAACGGCCAGAGAGGCUGGAUCAGGACAUUCCUGAAAGUGACUACUCGUUAAGAGCAUAUUGUAGCAUUUUAUAUCUGAAGCCCCGAAUGCAGAUCAUAUUGCGUAAGAAGAAAAUCAAAGCACAGCUUAUCACAAAGAGCUUGGCCCACAUUGAAUAUGAUGUUUAUAGACCUAAUUUUAUUAAUAAACGUGUAAAAAUAACCUUUGGUUUUAACUGCAAGAACAAGGAACAUUAUGGAAUAAUGAUGUACAACAAAAAUCGCCUUAUCAAAUCCUAUGAGAAAGUUGGAUGCCAGAUAAAGUCAACCACCAGAGGAUGUGGAAUUGGCGUAAUUGGAAUUAUUGAGUGUAAUUUUCUCAAACCAGCACAUAAUAAGCAAGAUUUUGAAUACACCAAAGAAUACAGGUUGACUCUUCAAGCGCUGGGGCAGAAGCUGAAUGAUUACUGGAAGGAAAAGAAAAUCAAAAAAAAACAGGAGGAAGCAGAUAACACUGAGUUGAUAGAAGAGUUACGAACUGCUCCUGACCAGGCUUGGGUUCAGUGUGAGACGUGCAUGAAAUGGCGCAAAUUACCGCCAGAUGUCGACCCAGAAUCAUUACCAGAAAACUGGUACUGUAAUAUGAAUCCUGACCCCAAAUUCAGAGAUUGUUCUACACCAGAGGAGCCAGAAGAAAAUGAUGAUGAAAUUACACCCAGUUAUGAAAAAACAUCUAAAAAAUAUGAUCAAAGUCUGGAAAGAAGGAGAUCAAAGUCAUUGGAACAAGAGAGUGUCAUGCAAUCUGAGCUGUUUUUAACAAACCAAAUAAAGGACUCCUUGGAAACAGAAGAAAGUGAGGAGGAAGAGAAAGAUGAACAGGAUGAAGAUGGAGGCUGCAGAACACGAUCUUGUUCUACCAGUCUCAGCACAGCUUCAGGAUACUCAGAUGGCACGAAUGAAGAACGUAUUGUGUCCUGCAGCCUAGUACUGAGCAGCAAUAAACGAAAGCAGAGUCCAAAUGGUAAAAACCGAAAUAAAAAGCGCUUUAAAGAAAAAGUGGAAAAACUAGUCACUCCUGAUGCAGCCCAACCAUUGGAAUCUGGAACAGUGAAUGCUACCAGAGAAGGGCAGAGCAACAACAGUGAUGAUGAUCUCAUCAUCAUAAAGAAUGAGAGUAUCCAGGAAUCUACAGACAUUCCACAAAGGACCAAGCAGGAUGAAAUAGAACCCAUGGAGUAUUCUGCAGUCCCUAAAGAUAAUAAUGAUAAAAAAGUAAUUACGGAAAAUGGUUCAAAUAGUGAUGGGUCAGUUAUUCACAUCCCUUCACAAAACACAUUUAUUUCAGAAGGAACACAGACCAAUAAACUUACUGUUAUAAAGAAAAUUGAAACAAAUUCUAGCAGCACAAAUGAGCCCACAUACUCCCAUUUUAAUCCCAGAUGCCAAGAAAGUAUUUUAACAGAUAGAGUUCAUGAGAGUGCUUUCGAUUCAACAAAGUAUACUCCAGCUGCAGUACAAUUUCUGGAGAACCAAUUGGACCAUGCAAGAAAUUUAUUAGACGAAAUAACCGCAGAAAGAGAUUGCUUUAGGAAGCAAAAUGAAGAACAUACCAUUGCACUAAAGCAGAUAACAAAACAAUUGCUGGAAUAUCAAGAAAAUGAGAGACAACAGCAACAAAGUAAAAUGAAUAAAGAAGCUAAUGGGCCUGAAAUCUGGAGUCUUGAAGACAUGAGAUCCCAUUAUGAGAAAGCAAUUGAAGAUCGUGUUUCUUUGACCCAGCAGUUAGAAGAUACAACAAAGAGGAUGGAAAAUUGUUCCUUAGAAAGGGAUCUUCUGAAAGAAAAGCUUGAGAAAAUGGAGCAAGAAAGAGAUCAAAUCAGAUCAGAGUGUGAAAAAAUAAAGCAGGAUAUGAAAUCCAGCAGGAACAAAAGGGAUGAAAUUUAUUGGACCAAAAAAUCAGCUGCUGCCUACAGAUACUCGGAACUAGAGCUGAUGCGGACAGAAGUUGAGAGAUUAAAAGGGCAAAAGGAAGAGUUGGAGAAUAAACUAGAAGAAACCCUGAGGUGUAAUGCAGUACAUAAAGAGGCAUUGGUUCCUUCCACCAGCCAAGGAGUUGCACAGGCCAACAGCAGUUUACUGACAAAGCUGAAGUCAUUGCGAAUAAAGGUUGGGCACCUGCUGGGUUCUGUACUGCCGCACUUGGACUUGAAGGAUAUCAGUUAUGAAACAGAUACAAUUGAUGAUAUCCUAGAAAAAGUCAUAGAAGCAAAUAAACUCUGAAACAAAUCUCUCAUAUUGUGUCAUCAUAAGAUAAACAACAGCUGACAAAUAUGUCUGACCAAAGUAUAUGUGGAUUUGUAAUGCUGUAUCUGAGAAAAACAGAAAUAAGCGAUAGCAGUGUACAUUAAGUAUUUGCACACUUUUUACACUGACUACCAACCAAAAGUACAAAAUUGAAUGUUUUGAUAACUGUACCAGAUCGGAUGUAUCCAUUUGUAAUUAAAUUGUCAGAGCUGCUGGUAAAUACAAAUAUUACUGUUAAUGUUUCUUAUUUUAUUUACUCUUUUUGUUACCCAAGUCUGAGGUACAAAAUGUGCCCCCCCAGCAGUAAAAUGAUUGAACAUUUUUCUGAAGAGGUGAGGUUAUUGUGUUGCAAAGAGUGAAAUCAAGUGUACAGGACUGGCUUAAACUAAAACUAAUAAUAAGCUAUAAAUACUGUAGAGGCUAAAGCCGAUAGCUGUUGCCUCUUGUUGCCUUUGUGAUAUCAAGCUUGUGGAUUUCUGGUAUGUCUUUUAUUGUACUGAGACAUCUAUGCUAUUCUCAGUUGCUUUUAAAAUUCCUAAAAAAAAGAUUUUUUUUACAUUGCUAUCAAAAUUAAUCUGUGAACAGAAAGUAAAGUACUAAUGAGGGACAGUUUUUUUUGCAUCCUGUGGACAUAUGUUUUCUGGUGUUAUUGCAAGAGAAAGACAUUCUCAAGAUUCAGCUUUCAUAGCAUAUAUCCCUUGCUAAAUUGUUUUUCCUUUCUAACUAAGGCUAUUAACAAAGUAAUCUUAGCACUUAUGAAUAAACAGAUCUCUAUGUUGCCUUUGGCAGGGACAUAAACUGAAAUAUGAAUUUGAGUGACCUGGAUGUAUGUGGUUACAUUUAAGGCCUAUUGAAUACUACAAAAUUUUGUUCUUAUAGUUAUUUGGAUUGAAAGUACUCAGACUUCCAAGAUGAUAGCUGAAAACAAGAUAGAAAGUACUGGAAAUACUCAACAAUCAGGCCACAUCUGUAGGUGGAGAAAGAAUUAACAUUUCAGAUUGAAUACUUUUUGUCUGAUUAUAGAUCCCUCUCCACAAGAUUAUUGAGUCAGCAGUUAAGUAUAGGAGGUGAAUUUGCUUGGAAUGUUCCAUAAUCAUCUGCUUUAACUUUGGAAGAAGGACGAGUGGUGAAAAUUCCCAAAGAUAUUCAUUCCCAAAACUCCAUCUGAAUUUUAAUAAUCUAGUUUAAGUGAGAUUUGCUCAUAUUUGUUCAUUAUUGCUGAACUAGAAUAGAACUAAGUACAUAAAAGGUGAAGGGGAACCCAGUGAACUGAUUGGAAUACCCUUUGUUUUCAAUAAAAUAUUGUUAUAUGAAACAUUGAACCCAAAGGGAGAAAUUUCCUUUGGUUACUAGCGUUGAAUAUGUAUGAGAACAUUGAUUGUCAGUUGCAUAUGCCCCCCCCCCCCAUUUUGGAACUGAUGCUUCUGGACAUGAGUGCAACUGGCAUCUGAUAUUCCUGCACACAUUUUGUUUUAGUGACCAAAGACAAUUUUCACCCUGUAACUCCAGAAGGUCCAUUUUCUCCUAUGGGAGUGUAGCAGAGUAUUAAGAUCUGAGAUACACAAAAACUUUUAAAAACACUAGGCCUGAAGUUUUUAAUAUUCUGAGGAUUGGCUACUACCACUCUAUUAUUUCACAUCACUGCCACUCACCAUGACAGGCCUGAACAUUUAAAGCUAGUUUUCCCUCAAAUAGUCUUUUUUAAAUAGCUGAGUAAGGUUGACCAUAGGAAUGUCACUUAUUUCCAUUUGAUUUCUUUGAUCUAAAUUUAUCACAUUUAGCAAAAUUCCCAGCCAUUCAAGAAGUGAAUAAUAAAGCAACGUUUCAAAAAAAAGUACACUACAAUUGCUUUUCAUCAAUUUUCUCUUAUUGAUAAGAGGGAUCCAAAUGUAUAAUUUGUUUACAAUGGUCUGUUACAUUUAGGAUCUGUAUUUUAAUAUUAAUAAUGAAAGGUUCCCUCUGAGUGCUAUGAAAGUUCCAUCUCAUAACAAGACCUGUUUAUAAUUUGGUAUCAAAGUAGCAAUCCUAACUAAAGAGGAAUGAAAAAUGACAUUGACAUGGAGUAUUUCUGUAGAUAUCCUGCCGCUUGUUGUACACCUUGAUUCAAUUUGCUUUAAGCUGUGUAAUGCAUGGUAAAAGGAUAGGUCAAUGUUGUUGGCAUUGGUGGUGAUGAAUUUAAUUUAAUACAAUCUUGAUAGUGAUUCUGCAGAAGGCAAAUGAGAUAACCAGUUCUUGAGCAUUGAAUAUGUUGAAGGAAGGACAGACAAUAGUCAGGCCAUAAGGAGAAGUAAUUUCUCUUCUGUACAGAUGGUUUAAGUUUUCUUUGUGUUCCUUGAGCUGCAGAACAGUGUUCUUUAAUUAAUGUUGCACCUCAAAAAGAGUACCAUUGGCAAAACAGCUGGUUUUCAGCUAAAAUAUUAGUCUGGAAUAAAUGAUAAAAUCCUGGAUUGAUCUUUGAAUAUACAGCUUUGCAUCUUAGGCAACAGUUUUCUGAGGGAGAUAGCGAUUUGAUAGUUGUAGCUCUGUGUGAGCACAUCAGAGUGAGAGUUAAAUUCCACCUUAUUAAAUUACAAAAUUGUGAUUAAUAAAUAGAACAACCAUGAAACCUGCUGUUUUGUCAUUAAAUCUUAAAUCUGUCACUGGUACCCUUCACAGAGAGGCGCAUGCCAGCCUGUUCAGUCAAAUCUAAUGUGCAGUAUCACGUUACUUGUUAUUUUUAAUGGUUUCCAAAGUAGACUUCAUAGACAGUCAGCUAUAAGAAGAAUGGUUAAGAAGAGGAACACUUCUUGGGAAGUAAUUUUGUCACUUCAGUCCACAUCCCUGCAAAUCUUUAUAGGAUGAAAUUUUAAAGUUGAGUCUGAAGACUGUUGUUAAAAUGGUAUUGCAAAUUUUGCCCUACACCUAGCCAUGCUGUCUUUGACUAGCUUAUUGCUUGCUACCAAUGUUAGUUUAUCAAAGCAUAGUCCCAUAUAUACAGUGGCAUGCAAAAGUUUGGGCACCCGUGGUCAAAAUUUCUGUUACUGUGAAUAGGUAA
Molecule: messenger RNA, 6565 nt
Organism: Mobula hypostoma (lesser devil ray)
Lineage: Eukaryota; Metazoa; Chordata; Chondrichthyes; Myliobatiformes; Myliobatidae
Exons: 17
Coding region: 535-3507 (990 amino acids)
Cellular component (GO): nucleus; nucleoplasm
Molecular function (GO): ATP hydrolysis activity; zinc ion binding
Source: RefSeq, a predicted model, not a curated record